Molecule: messenger RNA, 522 nt
Organism: Triticum turgidum subsp. durum (durum wheat)
Lineage: Eukaryota; Viridiplantae; Streptophyta; Magnoliopsida; Poales; Poaceae
Source: the annotation of a GenBank genome assembly
AUGGCGGUGCCGCUUCUGACGAAGAAGAUCGUGAAGAAGAGGGUCAAGCACUUCAAGAGGGCCCAUAGCGACCGCUACAUUGGCCUCAAGAUCCCGAUUGUUAAGCAUGCUGUCGUUUCAACUUUCAAAGUUUACCGCGGUUCAUGGCCUGCUAGUCCACAAGGAGCAGGUGAUGCCAGGUUGUUUGGUAUUUCAGAUGUGUUGAAUCUUCAAAGCUGGCGCAGGCCAAAGGGUAUUGAUUCCCGUGUCAGGAGAAAGUUCAAGGGAUGCACCUUGAUGCCCAACAUUGGCUACGGUUCUGACAAGAAGACCAGGCACUACCUUCCCAACAAGUUCAAGAAGUUUGUUGUCCACAAUGUGUCUGAGCUGGAGCUGCUUAUGAUGCACAACAGGACCUACUGUGCGGAGAUCGCCCACAACGUCUCCACCAAGAAGCGCAAGGACAUCGUUGAGCGUGCUGCGCAGCUCGACAUCGUGGUUACCAACAAGCUUGCCAGGCUCCGCAGCCAGGAGGAUGAGUAG